Aricia agestis (brown argus) is the source of this 1416-nucleotide messenger RNA. RefSeq lists its product as uncharacterized. The transcript has 2 exons. The coding region runs from base 132 to 953 and encodes 273 amino acids. The record is from RefSeq and is a predicted model, not a curated record. Lineage: Eukaryota; Metazoa; Arthropoda; Insecta; Lepidoptera; Lycaenidae.
AUCUAUCGAUUGGUCGUCGUUUGCUACUAUAGUUUGUUGAAAUAUCCGAAAAUAAAUCCGAUGUUUUUGUUUACAACCGGCGAAUGAACAGUUUUGUAGUGCAUUGUAUUUACAAUCAAAUUUAAUUCACAAUGGAAUGGUCUAAGGACAAAACGUUGAGGCUGAUAGAGCUUCUGCAGAUCAAUGCUAAUUUAUGGAAUCCUUCCUUGUGCGAUAGUCGCAGGGAUAAACAGAAGCGAAGGGAGGAACUGCAUGCAAUAGCCAGCAUUUUUGGCAUAACUGUUUCUGAUGCAACGAAAAAGAUACAACACUUGCGGACCCAGUACAAUCGUGAGUCGGCUAGAGAGGCCCGAGCCAAUGCCGAAGGGCCAAACGAGAAUUAUAUUAGCAACUGGUACGCAUAUGAGUAUUUACACUUCAUGAAGGAUUCAAAUAAACCGUAUAGAAUAUUGACAUUGACAGACCACCCAGAACUCAAUGGAAACACACAGCAGCAUAAUAUGGACGUCUCAGACAACAAGCUGGAUCACAUGAACACAUCUAAUAUCAGCAGAUCCGAGCUGCUACAUAGUUUGAAGCCUGACAUACUGUAUUCUCCGCAAGCCAACAACAGAGAUGAGUAUUCUGUGUUCGGGGAGUACAUAGCUAACGAGUUACGGUCACUCAAAGGUGAAAAGAACCUUUUGGUGGCAAAGAAGAAGAUACAGGAUGUCAUAUUUGAAGUGAAGAUGGGCAUGAUAAGUGAUCAGAGACUGGAGCACAGUGCGACUUGCACAGUUUAUACAACAAAUACUCAGCCCUCUGUGGUUCAUAACGGCAAGCUGUACUCGAGUUCUGAACUGAACACGACUAUUGAACCUCAGCCUACGAAUGCAUCUACAAAUACAAGAAUAAAUGAGAUUAUGAUCAGCGGCAGUUGCCACUAUCCAACGUUUAAGGUUGAUGAUCAAUAGCAAAACCAGCCACUUCCAAAUGUGGAAGUGGAUAAAAACGAUACUUAUAAUAUUACUAAUUAAGGUUCUCAAUGUUCUUUCAUGUUGUCUGUUGACAUUCUGUAUAUUAGCAGUCUCUUAUGUUUCUGUGGUCAAAGCAAAUAUCAGUACUUUUGAGGCCAAUUGCAGAAGCUUGGCCUCAAAAGUACAGAUAUUUGCUUAGGCCACAUGUGCUUCAGCAAUAUAUCCGAGGCACUACAAUUUUUAAGUGGUACCCAUGCAGAUAAUACUGUAUAUAAAUUAUCUGCAGACCACAAGGAUACAAAGGCCUUGAAUUUUUAUUUUUGACAUACAUAGACAUAAGAGCGGGCUGCCAAAUUUUGCUGUGUUUUCUAAUAAGUAUUAUGAUCCCGGAAGAAGAUUGACUUAACUGAAAUUGAGAUUUAUUUAAUCAUUGUAUAUUUAUCUGAUAUUAGCCUAACGG